AUGCACUCGCGUCGACCCGAGACUUUGAAGAUUGACAUCUCAAAGUAUAGGGGGGUCGAAGAAGACUCCCUCUUGAGAUGGUUCGUCGAAUUGGAUGACGCCAUAAGGGCGCGUCGCAUCGACGAUGGGGAUAUGCAAGUUGCAUUUGCCCAGUCAAAUCUGGCAGGACGUGCCAAGACUUGGGCACUGGGGCUCAAGUUGCACGACCCAUAUGCGUUUGGGUCGUUGGAAGUCUUCAAGUCGCGGCUCAGACAAACGUUUGAACCGCCUAGAGCUGAGUUCAGGGCUCGAACCGAACUCUUGAAGCUCAAACAGGGUAAGCGUGAUGUGCACGCUUACGCCCAACAUAUACGACAUCUCACGAGUUGUAUAAGUUCCAAUCCGGUGGAUGAACACACGUUGGUUUCGGUGUUCAUGCAGGGUCUUGCGGAUGGUCCCGUCAAGACUCACCUGUUCCGACUUGAAUUAGAUUCACUAGAACAAGCCAUUUCCAUUGCGGAACAGGAAGACUUUAGUCUGAGACAGGCUCGCGCCAGCUCGACAUCGUAUCGUCAACCGAGACGAUAUGACAACGGAGGUCCAGAGCCGAUGGAAAUCUGCUAUGUAGAGAGCGAGAAGGCUCGCUCUACAGACUACAAGAAGUUGCAGAAAUGCAACAGAUGUCAAAAGACAGGACACUACGCUUACGAGUGUAGUGCUCCUCGUCCAGUGUCUCGCAACACUGGGCGUAGUGACCGUCCACCCAUGAGAAAGGGGCAGGGACGAGGGUCCGCUGUUGGUGCAAAGACGCAACAACGGUAUGGACCGUAA
This is a messenger RNA of Peronospora matthiolae, 810 nucleotides long. The record is from the annotation of a GenBank genome assembly. NCBI's taxonomy places the organism in Eukaryota, Oomycota, Peronosporomycetes, Peronosporales, Peronosporaceae.